CAACGGCCAACACAGCAUCUCUCUCGCUCACACGGCGCAACAAGUCAGAUCCGGGGAUCGAACACAAGAAUGUCAAUGCAAAAUUGGCAACACCGGAAUCGUUUAACCACCUACACGUGAAGGGAAAAAAGGAUAGAAGCACUGGGAUCGUAUCGUGUGUGUUUAUUGAGUUAUAAAAACAGGAAACAUCAGCGCAGUUGGGCGGUUUCUAGAAGACUGCACACGUUAAGAACUCUAAUAAACAAACACAACAGUAUUUCCCUUUCUUUACGGUCUCCAAGGUAACAAAUCAGAAAACAGACAGAACAGGAGUAAUCAUGGAAGAAAACUGCAUUUGUGUCUCGCGCGCAGUUGAGGUAAGAUGCUGACUACUCCCCAGGUAGUGAUACACCCUGCUUCUAGAGCUUCUAGUCGUAUUCAGCAGUACGAGGACGAAAGUGAUUACGACGACGACGACGACGACGGUACUUUCCUUCGCCCGUCGUUUUUAACGUCAACCACGGCUUCUGAAACUGGGAACAACACCGCCAUCGACAUCAACGACGAUGUUGGCGGCGGUGGCGACGACGGUGGAGCUGACGACAUCGCGCCACGUAGCGAGCAAAUUGCGAACCAUCACGCUAAUAACUCGGUGGGCGCAUCCUCAUCUGCCGCCGUUAACAAUCACGUUGCGUCUCGACGCGGCUCCGUGUCUGUCCACCACAAACCUUCGGAAGACGAAGACGAAGACGAGGUUAAGGGGACAUUACGACCUCCAGAAACUAGUGGGGGAGGGAGUGGGGGUUAUUGGGGGGCGGCAAGUCGUCCUUCCAGCCCUGGAGUUAUUAUGGGUGAUCCUGGGGGUGGUAGUGAAACUUCUUCAAUAAUGCCACCCCCAUCAAGACCAAAGUCAAGAUUGGAUCAAGGUGGCGCUACCAGCAAAUAUAACAACUUAUCAUACUGGAAAGCAAGAAAAGUGCUGUUUUACAAGAAUGGUGACCCUUUCUUCCCCGGUGUGGAGUUCAGGUUCAAACCUGGAAGGGACAUUGUCAGUCUCGAAUCCCUGCUGGACAAACUAUCUCUGAGAAUGGACUUACCGCGAGGGGCACGCUAUGUGUUCUCCAUGGACGGCGACAGAAAGCUGAGGUUAGAGGAACUGGAAGAUGGCGCCUCCUACGUCGUGUCGUCAUACAAAACAUUCAAGCAAGCAAGUUAUGGGAGGAAGAACGGAGUGUGGUACGGUCCUGCCUUGCCUGCCCAGGGCUGGAAGCCACCACUCAGCAGAAAAUCAUCAAUAGUGGAGGCGGGAGACGUGCCGCCUCCCGGGGUCGGAAGUAAGCCGAGUUCCGGUCGUGUCAUCAGAAUAAUCAACAAUCAGGACCACACAGUACAGUGUCGAGUGCUGCUGAAUCUCAGAACAUCUCAACCUUUCGAAGAAGUGCUGGAAGACUUAGGACAGGUCCUCAAGAUGAACGGCGCCAAGAGAAUGUACACUGUGGCAGGGCAGGAGGUACGGAGUUUCUCCCAGCUGAGGAACGAAUUCGCUGACGUGGACACGUUCUACCUCGCUACGAGUGUGGGAGCGCUCGCCUCGCCUGUGAGACGGUCCCGGUCGCGCGCCGCUACGCACAACCACAUGCAGCUCGUGGAGGACGCGAGAGAGGCUGGCACCAGGUCCAGAAGGGCGCGCUCCAAGAGCAGAGCCCGCAUCCUGUACGCUGGGGAGCUAGAUAUUGUGCGUGCCACCAACGAUUUCUCCGUAGUGGAUGUGAUGAAAGAGGAGCCAAUACGGGUAACGAUCCGAGGACUGAGAAGGACGUUCUAUCCCCCUCUUCAUCAUCCACCACAUGACAAUUCUCCGCCAGAGAAACGGCUACAAAUAAGUUGGGUUUACGGGUACCGAGGGACGGACUCAAAGCGAAAUUUGUGGGUCCUGCCGACGGGAGAGAUGCUGUACUUUGUGGGGGCCGUGGCUGUUCUAUACGACAGAGACGAAGACGCUCAGCGACACUACAUCGGACACACAGAGGACAUACAGUGUAUGGACCUACACCCGUCACGUGAGAUGGUGGCAUCCGGACAACGCGCCGGUCGGAAUCGCAAAACGCAGGCACACAUCCGCAUCUGGAGCACGGAGACGCUGCUCACUCUCUAUGUUUUCGGCAUGGGAGAAUUCGAGAUUGGCGUAUCGGCAGUUGCCUUUUCGCAACUGAAUGGUGGAAGCUACGUCUUGGCUGUGGACGGGGGCAGGGAGCGGAUACUGUCAGUUUGGCAGUGGCAGUGGGGACAUCUACUCGGCAAAGUGGCGACCCUACAAGACGAUCUGACGGGAGCAGCGUUUCACCCACUGGACGAUAAUCUACUUAUUACACACGGGAAGGGACACCUCACAUUCUGGACACGACGGAAAGACGGAUUCUUCGAGCGGACCGAUAUAAUCAAACCGACAUCAAGAACCAACAUCACAACGCUUCAAUUUGAGCAAGACGGAGACGUGGUAACAGCUGAUGGUGACGGAUUCAUCACAAUUUAUUCAGUUGACAGCGAUGGCGCUUACUUCGUCCGCAUGGAGUUUGAGGCUCAUACCAAGGGCAUCAGUGCUCUUGUCAUGCUGUCAGAGGGCACACUACUUUCAGGAGGCGAAAAGGAUCGCAAGAUAAUUGCUUGGGACACACUUCAGAACUACAAGAAGAUCACUGAGACAAAGCUGCCGGAGUCAGCAGGUGGCGUUCGAAGUAUUUAUCCACAGCGACCAGGAAGAAAUGAUGGCAACAUCUACGUUGGCACCACACGAAACAACAUAAUGGAAGGAUCCUUACAAAGAAGGUUCAACCAAGUUGUAUUUGGACAUAGCAGACAUUUGUGGGGGUUGGCUGUUCACCCAGACGAUGACAUGUUUGCAACUGGAGGACAUGACAAGAAUAUUGCAAUGUGGAGGAGAAACAAACUGUUAUGGAGUGUCCAGGUGCGCAGCGAGUUUCAAUCUGGUUUAUAUGAGAGUGUUUCCUUAUGUUUCCAUCCAUUUGGAGUGGUGUUAGCAGCUGGUAGCACAGAGGGCCACCUUGUAGUACUCAAUGCAGAAAAUGGGGCUCCUGUUGUUACAAUAAGGGUUUGUGGCUCACCGCUUAACUGCUUGGGAUACAACCCAGCUGGUGACAUGAUUGCACUAGGAUCACAGAAUGGUAGUGUGUACUUGUUCCGUGUCAGCCGUGAUGGCUUUUCAUACAAAAAGUGGAACAAAAUUCGAGGUUCACAACCACUCACUCAACUUGACUGGAGUACAGAUGGGUGUUAUUUACAGACAGUUACGGCAGAUUAUGAUCUUGUAUUUUGGGACAUUAAGAAUGUUGUGACAGAGAAAAGUUCUAUUGGUAUGAAAGAUGUCAAGUGGUAUACGCACAAUGCCACCAUUGGUUUCCUAGUAGCAGGAAUCUGGAAUAACAGAUUCUAUCCUAUGGCCUCACUCAUUGUAACAGCAAAUCGAUCAGCUGCACAUGACCUGUUAGUGACUGGAGAUGCUGAUGGAUACUUGAGGCUUUUCCGGUACCCAUGUCUGAGUGCCAAGGCAGAGUACAAUGAAGAGAAAGUAUACAGCAUGCAAAUAGCUACAGCACGCUUUAUGUAUAACGACAAGAAUGUUGUCACUGUAGGUGGUACUGAUGCCACAUUAAUUUUAUGGGAUGUUAUUGAUGACUGAAUGAAGACAGUUACUCCAGAGCUAAGAUGUUUAUAAACAUAAGUGCAAAUAGUGUGAAGGAAACUUGAGAAUACAUGUAUCACAGUGUUAAAUGCCACUUCUGAAAGGUAAUUUUACAUGGAGUGCGAUCAGAAAUGACCAUAAAAGUUGAACUUCAGUCACAUCCUGGUACUUUUCAGAAAUAUUUUAGAAGGAAAGCUUUAUUUUUGACAUAUAACUGCAAUUCUAACUCUUUCCAAACACAUUCACAUGAACAGGCUUUCCUUCAAAGAAGAAAUCAUAAUGAAACCAGAAAGAAAUUAUUAAAUGAUGUGUAUCAGUAAUAAAGUAUACCUAUUUACACAAUUCUGAUUCAGUGGCUAUAAUAAAUUAGAACAAUGCAAUAAUCUAUCAAAAAGAAAAAUGAGAACAAAACAAAACCUCUAAACCCACAAUCUCCUUUAAACUUAUAUAUAAAUAUCUGGAAACUUAUAAUAUGGAUGUUAGUGUAUGAAAGAUACAAGUUUGAUUCCUUGAUAGCAGAAAAAUAAUACUGCAGGGAAAAUGGAUCUGUGUUAUUUAAUUGUCAACACACUUCCAAACAAUAAUAUAUGGUUAAGUUACGUCCUAUCACAACUUACUAGUUAUCUGACAGAAAAUGACUUCAAAUAAUCCUGACUUACCACCACAAAGUUAAUAAAAUAAAUACAGUUUUAAGGAGCUGAAUAUCAGCAGAAUGGCAUGAUUUAAAGAAACAGUUCUUUUGAUUGGAAAGAGUUUGUAAAUAUGUAAUAAGAACUUUUAUAACACUGAAGGAAUUGCAGCACAGCACAUUCUAAUUCCAUUAUAUGCACUUUUAUUUCAAAUGUGAGUCAAGAGCAGGGAACAGACAGGGUUUUUCUGUCAUAUUCUCAGGAAAACCAGAGAACUGUAUUUGUAGACAACAUAUUUAUGAAUUCCAAAAACAUUUUGUUAUAAUUUUUCCCUUGAUUGAAGCCCAUCACAUCAGAGGUUUUCCUACAUCUCAAAAUUUACACAUUUACCAAUCAACUCUCUUCUCUCCCCAGAUCCUGAUUUUCAUACUUAUAUUAAAAAAUCUUUCAUAUAAAGUUUUCAAAUUCAUAAAUUAACACAAUUUAGUGAAGAUAUGUGUGCCAUAUCAAUAAGACAUUACAUACUUAUACACACUACAUAAAAAUCUGUAUUCCUGAAGAGUACAGUGCUCAAAUAGGGUUACAGUACUGUAGCACACUGGCACUUUUCACACCUACUAUUGCCCACACCAGUACCUGUAUAAACAGCUUUCAUUUUGAUGGAAGAUUCAUAUCCAUAUUACAUUUAAGAUUAAAUUCCUAUUAUAUGAAUUAUAUUACACAAAACACAUAUUUACUGACAAAGGUGUUUGUGACAAGUUCUCACAUGAAAUAUCAGCAGAAACUAGUGAACUUCAAUUUAGCCCUAAUUUUAUAUUCAAAUGCAUUAAUUAAAACUGUGUAUGACAAAAAAAAUAUAUAUUGUAAUUACUUGUGUAAGUGAAAACACUGAAUAAUGUUUUAUAAAUGAAACAGAUAAGGACACAAAUCAACUGCGUUUAUAAGAGUAACACAACUUCAACCGUUGUGUACAAAUCACAUAAUAUGCUGCAUACCUACAGUAAAGAACCAAACUGCCAUUUGAUAGCUGUGUGUGUUUGUGUGCAUGUAAAAUAAGAAUAAACAUACUACACUCAUCUGUUAAUUGUUGAUGAAUGUUCUUGAUAUACAUGUAGUAUAUAGUCAGUUAUGCGUUUUAACUUCAUUGUUAAUAAAGUCAUUGAUAGACCAUUUCUUGUAACACAACAUGCCAAUUAUUUUUAGUCAGAUUGAGAGGGCAUGAAUAUAAUAUAUGAUAAUGGUAUUGUAUUGCCAUUUUUCAUUAUAUAAGAAAUAUUUAACAUAUAAUUUUCUUUUUAUCUGUAGUUUGUGGAAUAAAGAACAUUAAUACACACUUUUUAAACUGCCAGUGUGCUGUUGUACUCAUAUCUACUAAAACGUUUCUAUAGUAAUGCACUGAUAAACUCUCAAAUUACCAUACCAAACAGACAGUUGCUAAAACUCUACCAAACUGGUUAGAUGUUAACAUUUUUGUUAGAAAUCAGCGCAGCAGUAACAGUGACAUUCUUUCAAUCCUAUUAUGUCUUCAGGAAAUAUAAUCAAUGUAAGGAAUACAUAAAGACAUUCAAUCACAGACAGAGGCAAAUGUAACUCUCAUCCUAUUUUGCAAUUGCUAUUAUUGUUGCUGAACAAAUUAAACUAUUAUUACUAGACAAUUAGGAUAGAGUUUGUAAUUGGACCCCCACAGAGAUUCAUGUUUCCAUAAAAAUAAGUUGGUCUUAGAAUUGACAGUUUUCUUCCUGUAUUACUAACAUUUUUAGUUGGUUUUGCCAUGCUGUUUGAUUUUGUGGAGAUAUGAUGGACACAUUUUUGUGAUAUUCACAGGUCAUACCAGACAAAAAUUAGUGUGAGAAGAUAAAACAUAUUCAAGUUCCUAAAAUAACCACUUUUACUACUAUCUAUUUCUCCCAAUUUACUUCCAUCAAAAACAGUGAAAUUGCAGAAGAGAGUAGGAGCCGAAUACCACGUACAAUUUCAACACCUUUUCCAACAAAAUAAUAUGAUGAAUUUCAUACAGAUGUCAUAAAAAGUCAUCUUGCUCCUAAGUAACAUGCCAUGACAGUGUAUGGGAAGAGUGGAGAUAUGUAUCAUUAAUACAGCAAUAGAAGGAGAGAAAUG
Molecule: messenger RNA, 6426 nt
Organism: Zootermopsis nevadensis
Lineage: Eukaryota; Metazoa; Arthropoda; Insecta; Blattodea; Termopsidae
Source: RefSeq, a predicted model, not a curated record